Messenger RNA from Aspergillus japonicus CBS 114.51, 1804 nucleotides. RefSeq names its product putative nuclear envelope protein Brr6. Bases 198 to 1562 code for a protein of 454 amino acids. Gene Ontology annotation, biological process: lipid homeostasis; nuclear envelope organization. The record is from RefSeq and is a predicted model, not a curated record. Gene Ontology annotation, cellular component: nuclear envelope; nuclear membrane. NCBI's taxonomy places the organism in Eukaryota, Fungi, Ascomycota, Eurotiomycetes, Eurotiales, Aspergillaceae. The transcript is spliced from 3 exons.
CGGCGGAGAGCCUGGAUUGUUUACCAAAACAAAAAAAAAAAAGGAACCAAGAAGCGGAAAAAAGUCCAUCUGCAUCUGGCCGCCCUCCGACCCUCUCUCCCCCUUCACCGUCCUCAGACAACCCCAACUUAAAUCCUCACCACUACCUUCCUUCCUCCAUCCCUCUUGGCACUGAUUACUACUUUCUCUCCGACAAAAUGGAGCCGCGAACGGCGGAAAGUCCGAUGGACUUCGAGUGGCAGUCCAAACCUCCCGGAGAUGUGACGUCGCCUUUUUACCAGGUCGGCAUGAAGCAUGACAACCAACGAAAACGCCCUCACAGUAUUUUCGACUCCCCUGGAAAGAAGUCCUUACCUGCCCUCCGAGAGCCGAAUUCGCAGCCCUACCUCUUUUCUCAACCUAGAACCCAGCAGCCACCAGGCACCCCUAAGCCCGCCUUCAGCCACGCAGCUUUCAUGACCCCUCGCAAAUUCGAUGUCGACUUCUCCUCCGGCGCCGAAAACAUGUCCUCCCCCGAGCACGCCGACAACGAAGACACUCCCGAUCAACCUACGAAGUCAGGACACCGCAACUCGUUGUACAGCAUGUACGGUCGGUUUGCGCCUAGCCCCGGACGCGGAGAAAUCCCUCGCGUGAGCCACUACUCGAACGCACUGGCGCGACGUGUUCAGAAGAGACGUCGCAGGGACAAGGCGCUAGAUGUACAGUUGAAGAAGGAGGACAGUGAUGACGAGAGUGACAAUCCGGAUGCGGGACCUCUGAAGAGUACAAAGACACGGCAAGACCAAACACAGCCGGAAGGCCAAUCUGGAUCGCGUUUGGCCUCGUUCUCCGACUUCUUUGCCCUACUGGAAGCACACCCAAAUAUCCCGAGCAUUCUCUCGUGGUGGGCGCAGUUGGUGGUGAACCUUUCGUUAUUCUCGCUUGCUGUCUACGUGGUUUUUGGCUUCGUUUCUGCUAUCCGCGCCGAGUUUGAUCAGGCGGCUGAAGAGGUGUCGGACACAAUUCUAGCGGAGAUGGCGGCGUGUGCGAAGAGCUACGUGGACAAUCGAUGCGCCGGCGGCGAUCGCCUUCCAGCGCUGGAGACCGUGUGUGAGAAUUGGGAACGGUGCAUGAAUCGGGACCCGGCCAAGGUUGGCCGUGCCAAAGUGUCGGCGCAUACGAUGGCAGUGAUCAUCAACAGCUUUAUUGAUCCUAUCAGUUGGAAAGCGAUUUUGUUCUUCCUAGCUACGAUUUCGACCGUCACCGUUGUCAGUAACUGGUCCUUCCGAUCCUUCCGCAACCGCUACAAUCAACAUGAUUACUCUCAUCCUGCCCCAGCUUUCACCAGACAGGCCUCCGGUCAGCACCAUCCGCCGAUUGCUCAAUCGCAAUACUCCUACCAGCAUGACCCAGGUUACGGGUACAUGGGCCCUCAGGGUCAGGGGUCAGCCUCCGGCUUUGAAAAACAGGAUGCACCCCUGCUUCUGGAACAACCGCAAGGAAAGGAAUUUGCGACCGAACGGGGCCGUAGCCGGGAUACCCGCUUACGCACCCCAAGUCCCGUCAAACGAUUGCUGUGAGCUGUUUAUUAGCUUGUCACCCUCGGCUUCCUCAUGUGGCCUUAUGUGGUUGUAUCUUAGGUUUUUCUCUUAAUUGCAUCUGCCGGUGGCAACGGAGUUCGAGCUGUUAUCGGUAGCAAAACAAUAUGUUAGGUGUUCAGUGCAUGUGUCCCGGCUGGGCCUGGAGUUUGGAUAAGGAGAUUGUGUACAUAUCUGAUGUGUUUGAACCGUGAUCCAAUAUAAUUUGUAUUUUACCAAGUGGU